AAGUUGUUUGCCAACCGCCAUAAAAAGGAGGAAGAGGAAGCCUUCGUCAUCCGCCGACGGAGCCAGGAGGAACCGAGCAGAAGAACCGUAGAAAAAUGGCGUUCACAUUCGCGGCCUUUUGUUACAUGCUCGCUCUACUGCUCACGGCGGCGCUUAUCUUUUUUGCUAUCUGGCAUAUAAUUGCAUUUGAUGAGCUGAAGACUGACUACAAGAAUCCUAUAGAUCAAUGUAACACUUUAAAUCCGACAAUUGAAAAGGUCAAAAAGAUUAAGAGAGUCAAAAUUGCAAUAAAGCUGGUGCUGCCAGAGUAUCUCAUCCAUUUCUUCUUCUGCGUGAUGUUUCUGUGCGCGGCCGAGUGGCUCACCCUCUUCCUCAACUUGCCGCUGCUGGCUUAUCACGUCUGGAGGUAUACGAGCAGACCUGUGAUGAGCUGUCCAGGACUCUAUGACCCGACUACCAUCAUGAAUGCCGACAUCCUGGCCUAUUGUCAAAAAGAAGGCUGGUGCAAACUGGCUUUCUACCUCCUCUCAUUCUUCUACUAUCUCUACGGAAUGAUCUAUGUUCUGGUGAGCUCCUAAAGACGUGGAGGGAAACGGACCGAGCCGUACAGUAGAUGACCAGACACUAUGAUCCAAGUGCUGGAACACUGGACCUGCUGGAGACCACUGAUGAGCAACACGAGCCGUCAUUUCAAGUGGAUGAGCCCCCCCGACAAACACACACUCACACACACAGUGCAGAGAGUCAUUCUGGAAACUUCUAACCUCUUUAAAGACUAUCUUGGUCGCAGCGUUUCCGUCAAAGCACUACAACUUAAAAAAAAAUAGUCUGGAAAUACGGACAAAUUUCAAUGGACAAGUUCAUCUUUUUUUUUUUAAUGCUUGAGAUUAAAUAAAAAUAGUUUUCCAUCUUU
Molecule: messenger RNA, 913 nt
Organism: Poecilia latipinna (sailfin molly)
Lineage: Eukaryota; Metazoa; Chordata; Actinopteri; Cyprinodontiformes; Poeciliidae
Product: protein cornichon homolog 1
Exons: 6
Coding region: 96-578 (160 amino acids)
Biological process (GO): vesicle-mediated transport
Source: RefSeq, a predicted model, not a curated record